AGCCUUGCACGAGAAUGGCAAACCUUGCGCCUGAAUGGCAAGUCCUUUAACAAGCGAGAAGGGAGCUGGGGAGGAAAACGGAGCGACGGGCGGAGAGAGAGAGGAGAGAAAAGUGAGGGGCAGGUGCUCUUCCUCUUUGUGACUCGUGACUGUGGAGGGUGGAGAGGCGACCAUCCCCUUCUCCUUGGAUUAAAACCCCACUCCCUCGCACCUCCGGCUCCGGGACCCCGACGAACGCCGAGGAAGCCACUGUGAGCUACUCUCAUUCUGCCCCCAAAUCCAGAGGAGACAAGAGGAAGGGGCAGAUCUAUGGGCAACUGCAAGAGUUCAUCUCGUGCACUCCUAGGAAAGGCCCAUGUUGUUCCGGAUCCAGAAUGGAGGAUUCCGGACUUCGGAAAGACCCAUGUUCCAGAUUUCGAAUGGAGGAUUGAUGACUUCUCAUCACUGCUUAAGACUGGAGCUAAGAGAGCAACAUCUGGCCCUUUUCACUGCUCUGGUUAUAACUGGGACCUGCAAGUGAGUCUAAUGCAUAAAGAAGCUGGUUCUGUAACUCCAUAUGCUGCUCUUCGUCUUGUGCCAUCCGAACUAAGCUUGGUGCCAGCUCACACAGUGCAUGCGGUGUUUGAGUUGUCAAUAUACAACCAUUCAAAAGGAAUGUACUAUGGAUGCAAAGCUAGCUACAGCUUUGAUUUCAAGAAUUUCUACUCGAAGGAGCAUUGCUUGAUUCCUCUUAAGAAGCUACUGAAAUCAUCUGCUUUUCUAGUUGAAGAUAGUUGUGUCUUUGCUGUGGAGAUAUUAAAAAUUGAUGCCUGCUCUCCGGAAAAGAAGGCUGUUGUGGUUCAGAAGAAGCCUACCACAGUUCAGAACCUCUUUGUCCAGGAGAAGGGGUUCGUCAAAGGGACAUACACUUGGAACAUGAACAAUUUCCUUGAACUGGACUUGGAUCACUCUGUCCGUUCUCCUACAUUUGAAGUUGGCGGGCAUAAAUGGUACAUCCGCAUGUACCCGCGUGGUGACUUGUACAGCACUGAUUGCCUCAGCUUGUACUUAUUCCUGGAUGCCUCGGAUGAGCUCCAUCUCGAGUCCAAGAAGGUGGCUGUAAUGACUCUGUCCAUCCUGAACCAAAAGAAUGGGAAACACUUGACUAAAAAUUCAGGUGGGGGCCGUUUUUCGCGUACGUGGCACUCCAGGCCGUCCCGACAGCCGUUAGACGGUGUUAGACGGCGCCGUUCGGUCCUAGCAGUCAAAAGCGCGAACCGUUACUCCUUCUCCACUCUGCUCGCUCGCUCUCUUCUCGCUCUCGCUCUGUUCUUGGUCGCCGCACCCGUCGCCGCCGCGCCGCCGCCGCAGCGCCAUGGUGUCGUGGAGUGAUGGGUCGGAUAGCAGCGAGCACACCAGGCAGUACAUGAGCUCAGAUUCCGACGACGGCACCAUUAAGGUUCCUGCUAGCACCGAAGACUCGGAUUUCGAGGGCCCUGAGACAGAUAUGUAUGUUUUGUGCCAUGGACACGGGAAGGCAGCAGAAAGGCGUGUUGCUUUCGAAGGGAUUCACACUGGCAGGAGGUUUCUUUGUUGUGCAGAGAAGGAAGGUAAAAACUGUGGACUAGUAGAAUGGAUUGAUCCAUCUUGGCCCACUACCCUUGAGAAUGCACUGUCCAAGUUGUGGUCUAUGUAUGAACAGAGUAAGAUGGACAGGAAUGAGGAAUGUCUGAUGCAUUCAUUUACUGUUCAUGACCUGACACAAGAGAAGAAGAAACUCCAGGCCAGCUAUGAGAAGUUGGUUGAAGAUGUCAAUGCACUUAUGGAUGCCCAGGAGCAGAGGGCAGUGAUAGAAAGGAAAGAUGCUGAAACAACCAAGUUGCAGGAGCAGUAUGACACUUUGAAGAACAUAGCAGCUGCUCAAGGUACUGUCAUUAGGAACAUGAAGUUGAAGCUAGCAAGAGAGAAGAAGAAUUUGCAGAUCCACAUUGAUGAGCUCAAGAAGACAAUUGAAGAGAGCAAUGUGAAGCUGGAGGGGAUCAAGGCCAUCAUAAAUGGAUAAGCAAUGCAAGAGAAGAAUGGGCAAUAUCAUUUGGCAUUUGCUGACCUUUUGCAGGGUGUGGUUUGGCAUUUGUUGUAAUGAUAGUAGUUUAAAUUCUAUUAACUAUAAGUACUCCUGAACUAUGGAUAUGUAAUCUUAAGUAAGAUGUUUGCAUUUGAACUAGUGUUGAAUGUGGUGCUAUUUGAACUAGUGCUGAAUGUCAAACUAUGAUUAUGUAUGGAGUUGAACUAGUGCUGAAUUUGGUGGUAUUUAGAGCUGGUUAAUGUUAUCUUAA
Aegilops tauschii subsp. strangulata is the source of this 2315-nucleotide messenger RNA. RefSeq lists its product as uncharacterized. The record is from RefSeq and is a predicted model, not a curated record. Lineage: Eukaryota; Viridiplantae; Streptophyta; Magnoliopsida; Poales; Poaceae. Gene Ontology annotation, molecular function: protein binding.